AUGUCUGCAUUAUUUCAUCUUGGUCAGAGUUUGAAGGGCAAAGUGACCUCGUAUACUAUUAUAAAGCAUGUCCAGGACUGUGUCUGGUUGGCAAGGUCUCAAAUCGGCCAAAUAGUGGUCAUUAAAAGUGUUCGCCACUUUCGCCUAGGAAACGAGCGAGAUGUGCUUAAAAAAUUCCAGAGCUGUAGCCCGUUUUUGCGUCCAUUGCUUGACGAGAUUAUUGAACCCCGAGAUCCACCAGCCAUCGUCCUAAAACACCUAGACGACCAUCUUCUGAGUGCUGCAGCAAUCAAAAGUCUCAACAAAGUGGAAAUCAAAUACGUUGCUAGACGAGUUCUUCAAGCAUUAAACGUGCUACAUCUAGACGGAUUUGUGCAUACCGAUGUCAAACCAGACAAUAUUCUCGUGAACUACGGUACAGAAGUCGAGGGCGUGCGCUUCACUGAUGUGCAACUUGCAGACUUUGGAAGUACUGUCCCUGCGACCUCCAAGUAUGCGACCGAUAGUGAUUUGAUAGGGGCACCUAUCUGGCGGAGCCCUGAGGCUCAUCUUCGAAUUGGUUGGGGUACUCUGACUGACAUAUGGUCGUUUGGUACAAUACUUAUCACAUUGAUCUAUGGCGAUAACUACUUCAUGUUCAAGCCCGAUGUCCCAGCUGAUCAUGAUGAAUAUGAGCAUAGGAUUCUUACAAGGCAGUGUCAAUUCUUUGGACCAUUUCCUAUCUCCUAUCAGGAAAUCGCACCCCCUUCCACGUUAUCUAUGCUUAUGCAGGUUAUGAGCAGUCUUCAUGGGAAGCAGAUGCCGUUUACACAUAUUUCAACAAAGGAGGUCUCAGUGGAGGACAAAAAGUUCAUUCUCAAGAUCAUGAAGCUUGAUCCUAGGGAUAGACCUUCGGCUCAGCAGCUCUUGGACGAUGAGUGGUUUAAUUCUACAUAA
Messenger RNA from Penicillium psychrosexuale, 936 nucleotides. Its product is annotated as putative serine/threonine protein kinase. Gene Ontology annotation, molecular function: ATP binding; protein kinase activity. NCBI's taxonomy places the organism in Eukaryota, Fungi, Ascomycota, Eurotiomycetes, Eurotiales, Aspergillaceae. The record is from RefSeq and is a predicted model, not a curated record. The coding region runs from base 1 to 936 and encodes 311 amino acids. Gene Ontology annotation, biological process: protein phosphorylation. The transcript is spliced from 4 exons.